AUGCCAACCUCAUCUAGUCAACCGCUCCUCCAAGCUACCCCGGGCAAGCGUAUCGCCUUGCCCGUCCGUGUAGAGCCCAAGGUCUUCUUCGCGAACGAGCGUACGUUCCUGUCCUGGUUGAACUUCACGGUGCUGCUCGGAUCGUUGGCGAUUGGACUUUUGAACUUUGGAGACCGUGUCGGACGGAUUUCUGCGGGCGUAUUUACGUUCGUGGCGAUGAUCGUGAUGAUCUAUGCGCUUGCGACGUUUCAUUGGAGGGCAAAUCGGAUCCGAAAGCGUCUUCCAGGGCCUUAUGAUGAUCGGUUUGGACCGACGGUAUUGUGUGUGUUUAUCCUCGCGGCGAUCUUGAUUAAUUUUGGACUGAGGUUCAGCGACAAUCGGAGCUAG
Molecule: messenger RNA, 387 nt
Organism: Gamsiella multidivaricata
Lineage: Eukaryota; Fungi; Mortierellomycota; Mortierellomycetes; Mortierellales; Mortierellaceae
Product: putative vacuolar transporter chaperone 1
Exons: 1
Coding region: 1-387 (128 amino acids)
Cellular component (GO): vacuolar transporter chaperone complex; fungal-type vacuole membrane
Source: RefSeq, a predicted model, not a curated record